Aspergillus welwitschiae is the source of this 7598-nucleotide messenger RNA. Its product is annotated as putative ubiquitin C-terminal hydrolase. The record is from RefSeq and is a predicted model, not a curated record. The coding region runs from base 1 to 7578 and encodes 2525 amino acids. Gene Ontology annotation, biological process: protein deubiquitination. Gene Ontology annotation, molecular function: cysteine-type endopeptidase activity; cysteine-type deubiquitinase activity. Lineage: Eukaryota; Fungi; Ascomycota; Eurotiomycetes; Eurotiales; Aspergillaceae. The transcript is spliced from 11 exons. Gene Ontology annotation, cellular component: cytosol; nucleus.
AUGGCAGCUGCCCCGCUAGACAGCUCUAGCACCCCGCCUGAAACAACCUCCUCGAUUGAUUCGACGCGUCCCCUUGGUCAUCCCAUGGAAGAGUCGGAUCCUCAAUCCACCCGGAAACGCCCUCGUCUCGACAGUGGGAGUGGUACCUGUGAGUCUAGGUCCAUUCCCGACGAAACUGCCGCUACUCGAUUCCCCAACGACAUCCCGGAUGCUCCUGCCACAACGGGUCAGGACGCUUCUCCCUCCUCUCGCCCGGCCAGCCGAGUGGUCAUCAAGCUGAAGUCCCCUGUACCCGAUAACAUGGCGUCUAAGCCUGGUGACUCCCCGGUCGAGCAUCCUAGCGGUGGUGAUCUUCCUACUCAAUCCGCAGCAGGCGAGACCGGCCUCGACGCUUCCACCGCCAUAUCGCUAUCAUCGUCGCCUACACAGAGCCCAGAGAUAGAGGUGGCAGACUUGGAAGAUAUGGAUCAGGACCCAAAUACCUCCAGCUGGAAGUCGUUGGGGGAGGCGAUGCGCGAACCGGAAACCCCAGAGGUAGUGCAGCUGCAUGACCAGCCGCCGCUGACGGAGACGUUCCCGAGAUUGAUCAUUGGAAAUGAGCUGCGGGAAAAUCUGGAGGAGAUUUGUGCGAUUAUUGAGAAAGGCUCCCAACAUGAUAUCCCAGUAUUUCUUGCCGUGAAAGCUUGGUUCGACGACGUCGCGAACAAUCUGGAUCAGUUAACCCCUGAAGUGUUGGCGGAGGACCGGGACUUCUGGGAGGAGCUACCCACCGUCGUGGAUAGCUUGUUGCGCAGAGUCGUGGAGUUCCUGCCGGAUGAGGGGCGGGGGGCAUGGGCUUGUUUAGAAGAGUUCUUCCUGGAUUUCGCUCAUUUGGCGGUUCAUGUCAUUGACCUAGAUACCAUCUUCCUGACCCAGGCUGUGGACGACGCAGAGGCUCAGUUAUCAGACCCAUUGUCGAAAUCCUACCUGGUGUCACUGGGUUGGAUUCUGCAGCUGGCCAAUAUUCCGUUCUUCCGCACCAUGGAGAAUAUACACGGAUCGGACGUAGCGAAUCUGGUCGCUCGUACGAAUGAUCAGAUCGCUGCUGCGCUAGACAUCAUCCAUCACUUGUCCGAUCAUGCCGCCUGCGUUCUGAAUCUCAUUACCCGCUGGUCUCAACUUUCAACGUCUUUGAUCGCGAUAGUUACUAUCGUGCAUAAUUUAAUAGAUUCAGGGAACGAACGGCGCAGGUAUCGCGCGGAUGAUACUUUAAUAAAUUCCUCCAUUUACUCUCGCACUCUGAGGCGUGCUUACCCAUUGAUCCGCGCCGCAGACGAGAAAUACCAGUUUCACAUAACCAAAAAGUCUCCUUGGGUGUCGAGUGAGACGAGCGAAUCCAUGCUACGCCACAUAGCUUUCUCCUACACUACGCUAUGCGAUCGUGAUCUAGAGCUUGCUUCAAAAAUCGCUGAGGAUCUCGCGAUAGAACUGCCAGAAGAUGUAACACCCGAGGAUCGUUCAUCUAUCAUCUUCUACGGUUGGAAGUUUGGCGUCCUGAAGAAGCACAUCAUGGAUGGGCGCAUGGAGCUGCGUGUUAAUGGCGUGGAAACAAUGCAAGCAGAACUCGUCCAUAUCUGGAGGCAACAUAUCCACAGAAAUACCUCAGACACAGUUCACCCUGUGGUUCAGUAUCUUGUGGGCUUUCUACGACACAAUCGGAUCGUUGAGUACAUUGUGGGAAUUGAUUCUCACCCUCAGCUCAUCAGCAGAAGUGGGAACAUUGUCGGGUUCCUGGUCGUCACAGCUACAUAUACCGAUGCGGACACAGACACGAUAUGGGAGACAGUAACAGAAAGCCCAGAUCCUCGAACUGUAUCCGAGGUGUUAGGAAUGUUGAGCAAGACUUUCCAGAUGCAUACCUCGAAUUCGCCUGCGUUGGUCUAUGUGUGCUCGAAGCUGCUAGAUCUUCCGUUGGCGCGCUUUGACGCACGAAUGGUAGACUUCUGUGAACAGCUGCUCCACCAGGUGAGAGAAAAAUGCAGCGAUAGAAGUCAUCGUGAAUCCCAGGACCAGAUUCAUGUGGAUGCAAUUCCCCUGCGUCUGUGUGUGCGUUUGAUCCGUGAGAGUGCUGGUGCCAACGACUUCCCUGUCGAGCACAAGGCCCUGCUUCAGAAGUUCGCGGCUGCCCAGCUGAGUUCUUUCAUGGACAUCGGUCUGAGUGAGGUGGACAAAAUGGAGAUAUAUGAGCAGUGCCUUAAAGACAUCGCUGAGAUGAACCAGUUUACUGUUGGCAGCAUCCAGGCUCUGAACGCCCUUCUUCCCAGCAAUGAUUCUUUGGAACUCCGCAAGCUUGCCGAGGAAUUCGAUCUGACUCGCUUGGUGAUCACAGAGUUGGCUCAUACAGUGGACAUGAACCAGACCGACUUUACUGAUCCGUUUUCUCUAACCGGAUUCUCGUCAAGGGUCCAUAUGCUGGCCCGGAUCAUCAAUAUGGUCUCGGACUCAAUAACCCCGGACCUCGGUGAUCUGCUUUGGCGCAGAGUCUUCAUGUCGAAGUCUCUUGCGCAGCAGGGCAGACGCGCCCUAUGGGACAUGCUCUGCGGAACUACCCGGUGUAGCGCCCAAGCAAACUCAUUCAUUGAGCGCUGUAUUCAGGUCUACCUACCCGAGCUCUCGCCCGCUGAAGACUAUCUUCCGGAGGUUCUUCAGUUCGCGAAGCAGACAAUCAAUUAUGAGGUCCGGUUCAACCCCCCGUCAAUCGCUGGCGAGAACGAGGUGGUAGCGAUACCGGGAAUGGACCGGAUAUGGAGCUUUAUUCUCACGGCUCCCCCUGGUACAAUUGAAACUGACGCGAUCACUUUUGCAAUUGAGGUUUAUCUUGAUCAUAGCAUCAUCAACCGGUCUCCACGUUCGGCUGUUGAGGCUACCCACAUCGCUCUGGUGGACCGUUGUGUGGAUCAGCUCAAAUCUGCGGCGUCGAGGCUGAAGGCAUACCACGACAGCUCAGACACGGCUCAGGACGUAUCCAUGGACGCAGUUGCAUCCGAUAAAGAUGUCAAGGCGGAAGAGCUCAGAUUUAGCCGCUCAUUACUUUUUCUUCGCCGAUUCCUGCAGGGGCUACGGUGUCGUCCUCAGUAUAGUCCACCGCAGAGCUUGCCUCUUGAUUCACCCGGCAAACCGGUCCAGGGGGACGCAAUCGAUAUCCGCUACCAAACAUUCAAUGGAGGCACCCAGUCUAAAGUUCGCUCAUUGCACAUCGGGGAUUUGUCAACCGCUGCGGAGCUUGCAGAGACUCUCGUGCGGGUCACAGGUUUCACCAAAUUCAGUACGAUCUCUGGUGGACAGCGGAUCGAUCUUCUUGAAAAGCCUGGCAUUACCAUUCGGGACCUCAAACUCGGCUCGGGCCUACUUCUUAUCCGUCGGGACCCAGAAAGUCGUGAAUUGGCCAUGGCUGGUAGACGCCAAUCUCUGACCCUGGUUGAUUCUGAAGUACUGAAACACUUUGACGACCUUUACGAUCUCCUUGUCCUCCAGGAUCAUCUAGCACGCGAGAUAUAUGACUUUCUCAUCGUUUUCCCUCCCCAGGACAGGGUUCUGGAGUUGGUUAAGUCGACGGACAAGACUGAGGAUGAAAUGUUCCCUAUGGACAAGCCGUUCAGCCUCCUUUAUUCAGUCAAUGCGCUUUCAGUUUCGUUACGUGAAGAAACUCUCGAGGCAUCACCAAACCAAGACUAUGUAUCCCACAGCAUCCGCGUCCUAGUCUCUGCCUUGACACGGUCUGAGAUGGCAGAUGGCUUGAAAGAUAGCCCCACCAAACUUUUAUUUGCAACGCACAUGGUCGAGUGCCUCCUUUACGCGCUUCUGGUACGACCAGCUAUUCCUGGUGAAGCGCCGGUGGUCCCGAAUCCAACGGCAUUGGCUCAACGACUCUUCCAUUUUAUGGAAGUUGCGCGGUUUCUUCCUAUUUCUUGUUCUUCGGAAACAAGCAUUGCUAAGCUAAUCUGUAACUCGUUCGCCGUCCUGACCGAGGGCUCAGUUCGGGACCUAGAUUUUUGGGAGGCUGUCAAAGAACAGCCGCACUUUGAUGAACUUCUUUGCUCUCUUCUUCUGAAGGAACAUCGUCAGCCCAUCCGGAAAGGCAUUGCAGAGAACAUUGCUGUUACCUGUAGUCCUUCCAAACUACUCAGGAAAUCGACGAAGCCAAUUGAUUCGGAGACACAAGAGACACAAGACACACCAGCUCCUGACAAUGCCAUUCGAAUUGAGAUCCUUGCAAAGAUCUGGACUGCUUUUGACAAGACUUUCCCCGCAACGCUAGAUUAUGCAGCACAAUGUCAGGAAUUUCUCGAAAUUGCCAACCUGGUUUUCCGCUCCGUUGCUGAGAGAUCACCGCACGACCUUUCAUUCAGCCAAUAUCUGAAGCAAUGGAGCACUACCAUGCUGCGCCAUCGAACAGAAGAGUUUGUUGGUCGUGAGCCUGUAGACCAUCUCAUUUUGGGCUUCGCUCGUCUUCUGAGAAUAUGCCUGGAGCUGGCAAGUUCUAACGAUACCACAGUUGACACCUUCGAUCUCGCGGAGAGCCUGUUCGAUCAAUAUCUCUUCCCCGACCUUUCCUCAUCCUCCACCGACCUCAUUGUACCUCAAGUUCCUGUCAUGCACACCCAAACCAGGCAGGAGCUGUAUGGUAUACUAUGUCAGCUCUGCAGGCUCGAUGUGAACAACUACUCCACAAUCGUGGAGCGUCUUGAGGAUCUUAUUCCGCUAGGUCUGUACUCCUAUUACACCUACUCUCCUGCUUGGGGCUUCGACCGUUACAAAAUGCUCCGAUCUCCAGAAGGUUAUGCGGGGCUUAAAAACCUCUCAAACACCUGCUACUUGAAUUCCCUCUUGACUCAGCUUUUCAUGAACGUUGGGUUUCGUGACUUCAUGCUGCAGCUCAAUCUUGAGGACCCGGACGGCUCUCAGAAGCUGCUCUAUGAGACGAAGAAGUUGUUUGGGCACAUGCAGGAGACCUGGAGCAAGAGUGUUGACUCGCAGGCCUUUGUCGACACGAUACGCACCUAUGACAACGAACCCAUUGACGUCACUAUUCAAAUGGAUGUCGAUGAGUUCUAUAAUCUUCUUUUCGACAGAUGGGAGGCUCAGAUCUCAGACAACGAGAGUAAGAAAAGAUUUCGGUCAUUCUACGGUGGCCAGCUGGUUCAGCAAAUCAAGUCCAAAGAAUGCCCCCAUAUCUCGGAGCGCCUUGAACCGUUCUCCGCUAUUCAGUGCGAAAUCAAAGACAAAGCGAGCCUCGAAGACAGUCUACAAGCCUACGUUGAGGGGGAGAUUAUGCAGGGAGAUAACAAGUAUUCUUGCACAUCAUGUGGGCGCCACGUCGAUGCAGUCAAACGGGCCUGCCUGAAAGACGUGCCUGACAAUCUAAUAUUCCAUUUGAAGCGCUUCGACUUUGACAUGGUUACGAUGUUGCGAAGCAAGAUCAACGAUGAAUUCCAGUUCCCAGAGUUUAUUGACAUGAGCCCGUUCAAAGUUGAAUACCUUUCAGAUCAGACAGCAGAAGUAAAGGAGGACAUUUUUGAACUCGUUGGUGUCUUGGUUCACAGUGGUACGGCUGAAUCGGGCCACUACUACUCUUACAUCCGUGAGAGACCUACUUCUGGGACAGGGGGCUCCUGGGUCGAGUUUAAUGAUUCUGAUGUUAGCCGAUUUGACCAAGCAAAACUUGCUGACCAGUGUUUCGGUGGCCACAACGACCCCAUGCAGUCCUCGGCCAUGGGCCAGGUCCGGUUCAACAAGGUGUGGAACGCCUACAUGCUGUUCUAUCAACGUGCUUCUAGCAUGGAGGCAGAGAAGGCGGUCUACAAACCAACAAAGCCUCAACACCCUGUGGGCGUGCCCUUGCCCAUCGAACUCGCAAACCAUAUCGUGAUGGAGAACGAAAUUUUCAUCCGUGUCUACUGUCUGAUGGACCCAUACCACUCUCUCUUCGUUCGAUACCUGCUUUCCAUGAUUGUUGAUGAGCAGGGACCCAGGAGUGAUGCCAAGGCAAAAUUGGAUAAGUCUAUGAUAUUCAUUGCCAUGGAUACACUAGAACAAUUACUUUCGAGGUCAAGGGAGCCGUUGGGACUGGACGCAUUUGUGACACUGAUGUUCACAGUCAUUGCCGAGGUACCAAAGGCGGCUUAUAGAGUCAUGCAGUGGUUCGAAAACAAGCCGUCAGCAACCCGCAAUUUGAUUUUAAGGAGUCCCCAUCCCGCUGUCCGCAGCAACUCGAUAAGGCUCAUAAUCUGCUCCCUUUCGAAACUCCAAGAUCUUCAGAAAAACGCGGAUGAUGAGGAUAUCGAGAGGGAAAUUUGGAAGAUGAGAUACUCGAAUAGCUUUGAGAAUGUGGUGCGAACUUUGGAAAGCCUGUGGUCAACAUUGCAUACCGCGAGCCGCUCUUGGGAUGAUUAUUUCGAGUUCUUGUCGAUGCUUGCAAACUUUGGGCAAUACGAAGCUGGCAUAGUUCUCAAUAAUGGGUUCCUUCUCAAGUGCCUUGAAAUCGUCUGGCUUGACCACGAGGACUCCAAGCGACUGCGACGGCAGUACGCUUUCAUCAUUAAGUUCAUGGAGAAAGGCAGGCGCUUCUCAUACAGAAGACUCAUGGAUCUCCUAGCCUACCUAUUAGCACGCAUUGACCUCACUGUGCCGCCCAGUCAAGAUGACAAACGACGAACCUUGCCAGAUGGCAGGUACACACUUACAAUGUCGGAAGCCAUCUUUAUUCGGCCGCUGGGGAAGAGCAAUGAGUUGUCAUUUCUGACAACAGUUCUCACGCACAACAGCAGUCCACCGGCAAGCAGGAAUAUCGUUACUCUUUUUGUGGACGCAGAGCCUGAUGCUGGCCUUAUGGAUCCAAUCUGUAGGACCCUGGAAGAAGGCCUCAGGCUGGCACCAGCCAGUCUUUGCGCUCCAUUCCUAGAGGCAACCUUGAUAUUCUGUCGACGAGGCCCUGACGAGGCUAGAAUCGUCAGUCUGAUUGACUUUGUCGCCAAAGGGGUGGAUUCUAUCAAUGAUAGCGGUGGCAGAGAGCAUAUUGCGUUCUUCACAAGCGUUAUGGGCAGUCGCAACGAUCGGCUUGGACUGAAUGAAGCUUGGUUCUUGAACCAUCUCAUUGAUAUGGUCCCAGACUGGGCUCCUCCCUUGUUAACUUUCCCCGAUAGAGGGGUUCGAAACAUGACGCUGGACGUCCUUCGCCAGAUCCUGUUCAGCGGCGAAGCAGACGAGGUAGACGACGAUUGGCAGACACGUCAGGCCGAAGUAGCCAAGAAAUUGGUGCAUGCAAGCAUCAACCGAUUGCGGAAAGCAUACGUCAAUGUCCCGGGCUCUGGCAUUGAGCCCAGAGCUGUGGAGUCCAUUCGCACUGUGGUGGAACAUUGCCUAAGUACGUAUUUUGGUGACAGUGAAGAAGACCAGGAGGCUAUUCUACAAGCUCAGGAAACCAUUACAGCUGUCGAGGACCUGAUUGCUGACGUCCCAGAAGAGCUAGCAUCUGAAGAUUGGGAGGAUAACUCCGUCAUGGCCAGUGAUUCGGAGAUGGGGCUGGCAGGAUCUCCGUGAGACCUGCGUCCGGUGACGCC